This is a messenger RNA of Clunio marinus, 447 nucleotides long. The record is from the annotation of a GenBank genome assembly. Lineage: Eukaryota; Metazoa; Arthropoda; Insecta; Diptera; Chironomidae.
AUGUUCAAGUUGCAAAAACAAAAAAUUAAAAUAGUUAAAGCGAUUUCUCAAUCACAAUUCACGUUCGUGGAACGCCUUCAAAUGCAAGACAUUAGAUUUGAAAAUUAUGUGCAAAACCUGAGUGAGUCAUGUGGGCUUUCCAUGCAAUGUGUUGGAUGUUGGCUGUUGGUGGAGCUCAUCAUGAUGGCAGUGUAGUGAAUUAAGCUUCUUUUUAUAAUCUUAUUCAAGUCUCUAAUUAUUCAUCACGUUUCUGUUCGCGAUGUUAUUUUGUAAAGCAAAAUAAAAAGAAAAAUAAAAUUCACAUUUCAAAUGUUUGUGAUUCGAUGUAACUCGCUUGUUAUCAUUGUCGUUGAUUUGCAUUUUAAAAUAAGUGAGAUCAAAGUGCAACAUGAGUGAAGACAAUCAAGGAAUAAUUUUAAGAAUCUUCUGACGUUUGUUUACAAAGUU